Molecule: messenger RNA, 3768 nt
Organism: Myodes glareolus (Bank vole)
Lineage: Eukaryota; Metazoa; Chordata; Mammalia; Rodentia; Cricetidae
Source: RefSeq, a predicted model, not a curated record
AGGCGGGGUGACUCUGGGCCCCGCCCCGGAGGGCCGUUGCAAAAGUUUGCCAUCGGAUCCUCUGGGGCAGAGUCUGGGUGAGAGAGUUUAGGGGAAGGCGACAUGGUCCGGGUGCUGAGCGAGGUGGCCGGACGACCCAGAGGGAAACCUGAGACCACGAGCAACCUUCGGAGACCCUAGACUGGAGCCUUAGCUAAGAUACCGCAGGAUGCAGCCAGUCCAGAAACGCUUUGCAGACCGAGAGUCUAUUUUCUAUACUCUUGAUGGAUCCAGGUCUGCAGCCCUUCCGGAAUCCGCCACCACGGUCCCAAUUGUUUCCUGAAAUGAACGUUCCUGGAGCGCCCUCUCGUGGACUGUUGAAAUAACCAUCUGUCUAGAGGAAGUCAUGGCAACGCAUGCGCAGGGCCAUCAGCCCAUUUUAGGGAAUGAUACUCUCCGGAAACAUUACGAUUACGUGGGGAAGCUGGAAGGCAGGCAGGACCCCCCUGACGGUGGUACUCACACCACUACCAUCCUCUUCUUGGUCACCUGUAGUUUCAUCGUCCUGGAGAACCUGAUGGUUUUGAUUGCCAUCUGGAAAAACAAUAAAUUUCACAACCGCAUGUACUUUUUCAUUGGCAACUUGGCUCUCUGCGACCUGCUGGCCGGCAUCGCCUACAAAGUCAACAUUCUGAUGUCCGGUAGGAAGACGUUCAGCCUGUCUCCGACAGUGUGGUUCCUCAGGGAGGGCAGUAUGUUUGUAGCCCUCGGCGCGUCCACCUGCAGUUUAUUAGCCAUUGCCAUUGAGCGGCACCUGACCAUGAUCAAGAUGAGGCCCUAUGACGCCAACAAGAAGCACCGUGUGUUCCUUCUGAUUGGGAUGUGCUGGCUGAUUGCCUUCUCGCUGGGCGCCCUGCCCAUCCUGGGCUGGAACUGCCUGGAGAACUUUGCUGAUUGCUCUACCAUCUUGCCCCUCUACUCCAAGAAGUACAUUGCCUUCCUCAUCAGCAUCUUCACAGCCAUCCUGGUGACCAUCGUCAUCCUGUACGCGCGCAUCUACUUCCUGGUCAAGUCCAGCAGCCGAAGGGUGGCCAACCACAACUCUGAGAGAUCCAUGGCCCUGCUCCGGACUGUAGUGAUAGUGGUGAGUGUGUUCAUCGCCUGCUGGUCCCCCCUUUUCAUCCUCUUCCUCAUUGACGUGGCCUGCAAGGUGAAGGAGUGUUCCAUCCUGUUCAAGAGUCAGUGGUUCAUCAUGCUGGCUGUCCUCAACUCUGCCAUGAACCCUGUCAUCUACACUCUGGCCAGCAAAGAGAUGCGGCGUGCCUUCUUCAGGCUGGUGUGUGGCUGUCUAGUCACGGGCAAGGGGACCCAGGCCUCACCCAUGCAGCCUGCUCUUGACCCAAGCAGAAGUAAAUCAAGCUCCAGUAACAACAGUAGCCAUUCUCCCAAGGUCAAGGAAGACCUGCCCCACGUCGCCACCUCUUCUUGUAUCGCUGACAGAAACAGACCACUUCAAAACGGGGUCCUCUGCAAGUGACAAUCUCCAGAGGGCCAGCUCUGCAGCCACACUUAUUUAUUGCAUGCAUUACCCACGUGGGCUCUUAGAGACCUUGACAUUGGAGGUCUGCUUGGUGUGGGCACAGUGUGGGUACCUCCUGAGGAGGGGACCCAAGGAAUCAUCAACAUUUCAGCCUUGAAAUGGAUGUACCUUAUCUGUUGCCGGCACCAUCCUUCUGAAUGUACCAAGAUGCUGACAUCAUUCACUGCCUCUGGAUGCCGCUUUCCCCGGUCCAGGGAGAGGGCAGGUGGGGAUGUGUUGUGCACAGUGCACCUUGGGAUGAUGUUUCAUUUUUUUCACACUACAUUUAUUUCUUUCAUAGAAUGGGUGCUCAUGUAUGUGUUUGUCCGUUCCUGUGUGGCGUAGGAUGGGCACACCAGGCUUUCCCAGGUGGAACCCGCAGGAAGUAUCAGUCCUCCACGCAUUAUGUAACUGCCUCUCCAAACCCGCCCCCACUGCUGUACCAGGUUCAAGGUCACCACCAAGUGCAAAGGAGACGUGCCCCGUCCAGUCCUCUUGCGCUGGUACUCUUGCGCAUAGCAGUAAAACGUUACCAAAGCUCUGUAUUCUCAGAAGCCUCACCCAAGAGAUGCCCAGAUAUGUGGGACCCUCUCUCUUGAGUCCCAUGCAUAAGCUUAAGUAUGUGUGAAAGCCAAAUUAUGUGAUAAUUUGGGUAUUUCUGAAAACCACUGAAAAGCCAGCCAGAAUCUUUCAGAACCAUGGUAGACCACUAAAGAGUGAGCCCAUAAGGAGAGGCAAUGCGCUCUCCACCGUGGGUCACCUUUUCAAGGGACUGGAGUCAAUUUUCUGUGUGUAGGGAGUUUCCAGCAGUAUGGUUUGCAAGCCAGCCCUUCAGCGGUGAGAUGCUGUUUGACUCUACAUAGAAAAGCUGAAUGCAAACAUCCCCUUUGCUGUCAAUGGCAAGGAGCCGGAACUGUCAGCAAAGCUUCUCAACUCCCGCCACGCAUACCCUGAACAGGACCAUUCUGUGAGAGGACUCUGCCAGGCUGGGAGGUGUGCUGUAGCUGUUUGUGCUUUCUUCAGAGAACCCUCGUGUUCCUGUACUGGGGAUGCUCCCAUCACCUGGCCCUGCAUUCCUUUGCCCUCCUUGGAAAGGAAGUACUCAGAAGGUACCUCUGAACUGACCUCUCCAAGGGCCCCAGCCACAGGACAUACAGAUGAAAAGCAUUGGGGGUCUAACCAGCACCCAUGCUCCCAGAGAAGCCUUCAAAAGGAUUCUCACUUGGGGGACCCUCAUGUCAGAGCUCCCUGUGAGUUGAUUAGCCUCAGAGACCAUUGCCUUACAAACCCUGCCGAUACAUACCAGGGACCUUUCGAAAGCUGAUUUUACUCUGGAUGGUUACCUGAUGGCAUUUGCUCUUGCUUAGGAACUUUUUCGUGGAUCCUAGGUAACCAUGGGCUGACUGACCAGAGAGUUUCCUCCCAGUGGCUAUAGCUACUGCCGAGAAGAUGCUCUGCUGGGGCGUUGCUCUGCUCUCUUCUCUACAUCACUGAAAAAAAUAACUUAUUCUCUUGUCACACUGUGUUGACAAAAUCCAAGGCAUCUUGGUAAAGUGUGAAGGGUCUGGGUUAAGGAAACAAACAAGCAAAACAAAACAAGAAACAAACAAACAAACAAGCAAACGAAAACAGACCUGGGGGGGGGGUGAGGUAGACACAAAAGGGCUUGAGGACGUGCUCUUUCAUAAGUGGAAUACUUUGAGGCCAUGCACCUGGGUCACUCAUAUUAAUAACAUUUCCCACGACCCUGACUUGUGAUGUCCGCCUAAGUUUGUUUUCAUUCAGCAGUCCGGGAGGGAGCCACGCCCACCACCCCCACCGGGAGGCAGCAACAUUUGUAGCGAUUGAAAUAGAAAAUACACUAAAACCCAGCUGUGUUCACUUGAUAUACCCAAAGCUGAUCCGCUGCUCACCUGGGAUGCAGGUGCACACUGCUUUCGCCAGUCGGCCACCAGCAUUCAAACACUGAGUCUGCCCAAGCCCUCACCCUGCCAGUCAGAAACAAGUGACCUGACACCAGAGAACUUGGGGCUCACCUGGGGCUGUGAGCAACCUUUACUACUUUCAGUUUAUGUUUAUUAAUAAUAAAUAAGAGACUUCAUAUAAAACCCAUUCUUGGGGUCUGUGUGGCAGACUGUUACUGUUUCACAAUAGACAUUCGGGGAUAUAAGGGGACGGUCUGGCUUCUCCCUUGGUACCUGGUCUCCCAU